AUGGAAAAGCAUCGGCGGGCAAUGCUGCAGAAGGCAAAGCGUGACUUCGUACGAGGCAAUCUCAAGGGUGCGAUGGAGAAGCUGCAGCGCCACUUCGGAGUGCAGCAGAUGCUGGAUCGAUUUCGAUGCUAUCACAAGAACUGUGGGCGCAAGUUGGAUCAUCAUGCUGAGAUAUGCAAGUGCGCCGGGUUCUACUGUCACAUCCACCAGCCUCCUCAGGUCCACAACUGUAAGGAGAUGAAGAAGAUCCUGGAAACGAAGGCGAAAGAAGCCAAGGAUCUGGAGAUCAAGCUGAGGGAGGAGGGCGGAGACCCACCACCAGAGGAGAAGUUCGACAACAAGGUGGAAAUCGGACUCCUCCUGGAGGCACAUGAGCUGGCGGAGAGCAUCCAGGCUGCGCUGAAAGAGAAG
Messenger RNA from Symbiodinium necroappetens, 411 nucleotides. The record is from the annotation of a GenBank genome assembly. NCBI's taxonomy places the organism in Eukaryota, Dinophyceae, Suessiales, Symbiodiniaceae.